This is a messenger RNA of Phlebotomus argentipes, 3707 nucleotides long. It is a transcript of the gene Sym, whose product is annotated as symplekin. Bases 132 to 3551 code for a protein of 1139 amino acids. The record is from RefSeq and is a predicted model, not a curated record. The transcript has 3 exons. Gene Ontology annotation, cellular component: mRNA cleavage and polyadenylation specificity factor complex. NCBI's taxonomy places the organism in Eukaryota, Metazoa, Arthropoda, Insecta, Diptera, Psychodidae.
UAAACAUUGCGGCGAUCGGACGCUCUUUAGCAUAUUUCGGCAGUAUUUGGGGCAUUUCUGGCCACAAAUUCAGUGUAUUUUCACAGAAGGAGACUCUCUAAUUGAUUGUGGCUGUGCUGAACGAUCGCACAAUGAGCAAUUUACUGCCGAGAACGAGCUUCUUGGCUUCAGAGGAAACUGCGGCGCUUUUCACCAACGAAGAGACGGCAAAUGCCCGGUCAAAAGUGGUGGAGUGGCUGAAUGAGGCGUCGCUGGCGGACAAGGCGGACAAAGUGGAGCUGCUGAGCAAAGUGCAGGAAUUGACAGUGAACGCCGAGGCUGAAUUCCUGGAGGAGUUCAUCGACAAUGUGCUGACAUUCGCCCAGGAUCCGCUGGCGGACGUGAAGAGGGCCGUGCUGGGCUUCAUCGAGGCGGCGGCGAAGAAGCAUCCGCAGUUCCUGCCCAAGAUCGCGCCGAUUCUCGCGCUGCUGCUGCGCGAUCACUCGCCUCAGGUGCAGAAGCGCGUGACGCAGGUGUUCGCGGCGGUGUACAGGAGCGCCCUGCAGUGGAUCUGCGCGGACGCCGAGACCACGGACAGCAUGGAGCAGGCGUGGAAUGUGCUGGGCAACGUGAAGGCGCAGAUUGUGGACAUGAUUGACAGCGAGAACGACGGAAUUCGCACGAACGCCAUCAAGUUCCUGGAAGGCGUCGUGAUUCUGCAAACGUAUCCGGACGAGGACAGCGUGAAGCGUGACAACGACUUCUCGCUGGAAGACGUGCCGAUGACGCUGAAGAUCGCCCGGCGGCGGAAGCUGGAAGACGAGGCGAUAAACAUCUUCGAACUGCUGCUGAAGUUCCAGGCGGCUUCACACAUUUCCUCGGUGAAUCUGAUCGGCUGCACAGGAUCUCUGUGCACCAUCGCUAAGCUGCGUCCGUCGCUGAUGAAUCCCGUGGUGGAAGCGAUUGGGAAGCUCAAUUCCAAUCUGCCGCCGACGCUGACGGACUCUCAGAUCAGUUCCGUGCGGAAGCACCUGAAGAUGCAGCUGAUGAACAUCCUGAAGCUGCCCUCGUCGUACGAGAUGCAGUCGACGAUCGUGCAGAUCCUGGGCGAUUUGGGGUGCAGCAAUCAGGAGAUUGCGCGCGCGCUGCCGAAGGUGGACAAGCACGAGCAGCAGCGGCGCGCCAAGCGGGCGCUGGAGUCCAGCAUGGCCAGCGCGGCGAAGCGCGCGCGCCACGAGGAGCGCCAGAUGGAGGUGGACGUGGAGGAGAUCGCGCAGCAGAAGGCCAAGUGUGCGAAGAUCAACGAGGCGAGCGUCCUGGAGGCGAUCAAGUCGGCGGAAACUGUUGUGCAGCUCGUGGUGGCGACGCUGGUGGCGCUGCCGGCGGAGUGUCCGCAGCACUUCCUGGACAACUAUGCGCCCAUCAUGAGCAUGACUCAUGGGCAGCAGAUGCAGAAGAUUGCCGCCGGCCUGGCCGAGCAGAUGACGGAGAAGCGCGUGGGUCCGGGCGCGAGUGCGAUCACGAAGGAGCCGCCGAUGCGGCCGAAGGUGUCGCUGGAGGAGGAGCGGAGCAUUGUGCAGGGAUUGCGGGCGAAGGAGCCACUGGUGGUGGAGCAAGCGGCGCCGGCGGAGGCGCCAGAGGUGGCGCGCGAGGAUGAGAGUCAGCAGAGGAAGGACGAGGCGACGAAGAAGCUGCGCGAGCAUCUGGAGCGCACGAAGGGAGAGCAGAAUCUGCUGCCGAAGAUGAAGCAGCGCGUGCGCACGCUGAAGCUGCAGGAGGUGACGAAGCCGCUGUCGAAGCCGGUGAAGGAGCAAUUCCUGCUGGAGGCCGUGAAGAGGAUCUUGAUGGCUGAACGAGCGGCGCUGACGGGCGGCGCGGCGAAUCAUCGGCGGAAGAUUCUCACGGUCUUGGCGUCGACUUUCACGCCAAGUGUCCGGGAAGCCAUUCUGCAGUUCAUCUUCGAGGACAUCCGCGAGCAGCUGGAUCUGGCGUUCUCCUGGAUCUACGAGGAGUACAGCCUGCUGCAGGGCUUCACGCGUCACUCGUACAUCAAAUCCGAGCACAAGCCGGACUACGCGUACAACAAACUCCUCUGCGAUCUCAUCCAGCACGUGGCGUAUCACGCGGAGAUCCGCGACAAGGGAUGGAAGGUGGAGGUGAUCAGGGCGCUGUAUCUGGAGACGCCUCUCAUCACGGACGAGUGCAUUGACAUCCUGAUCACGCUGUGCGAGAUGGAAUACUACACAGAAGCCGCCAUUGCGCUGGCCAAGGAUCUCGCCGUGGAGCGUCCGACGAAGACGGACAAGUUCCUGAAAGUCCUGCUGCGCUUCGUGCUGCACGAGACCGCGGAGAUCCGCAGCAAGGCCAUCGAGGCGGUGAUCACGAUCUACGCCGUGCACAAGAUGAUGGUGACGCAGAUUGAGGAGUUUGCGCAGCUGUGGCUGUCGCAUCUGGAGAAGGAGACGCCGCCGGAUGACAUCUUCCAUCUGCAGUACGGCCGGCCGGAGCCGAUGCUCGUGUGGAGUGACGAUCUGGCCAGGAUCUGUCUGAAUCUCUUCCUGGCACUCAUGCCGUAUCACGAGCAGCUCAUCCACAAUCUCUGCGCCGUGUACACGGCCACGAGCAGUGACAUGAAGAGGAUCAUCCUGCGCUCCAUCGAGGUGCCGAUCCGACACAUCGGGCCGGACAGCUUUGAGCUGCUGAAUCUGGUGGAGAACUGCCCGAAGGGCGCGGAGACGCUGAUCACGCGCAUUAUCUACAUCCUCACGGAGAAGAGUCCGCCGACGCCUGAGCUCGUGGCGCGCGUGCGUGAGCUGUAUCACACCAGAGUGUCUGACGUGCGACUGCUGAUUCCCGUGAUGAGUGGCCUGACCAAGAGUGAGAUCCUCACGUCCCUGCCGCGCUUCAUCAAGCUGAAUCCCGUGGUGGUGAAGGAGGUGUUCAAUCGACUCCUCGGCCUCAUGGCGGACUUCGUGCACGCGCCACUUCCCGUGAGUCCCACCGAGCUGCUGGUGGCGCUGCACACCAUCGAUCCGGCCAAAGUGGAGCUGAAGUUCAUCGUGAAAGCCACGAGUCUCUGUCUGGCGGAGAAGGAGACGUACACGCAAGAGACUCUGGCCAUUGUCCUGCAGCAACUGGUGGAGAUGGCGCCUCUGCCCACGCUCCUCAUGCGCACAGUCAUCCAAUCGCUCACGCUCUAUCCGCGCCUCGCCGGCUUCGUCACGAACAUCCUGCAGCGCCUGAUUCUCAAGCAAGUGUGGCGCCAGAAGGUGGUCUGGGACGGAUUCCUCAAGUGCUGCCAGCGCCUCGUGCCGCAGAGUCUUCCCGUGCUGCUCCAGCUGCCGCCCAAUCAGCUGCAGGACGCGCUGACGCAGUGUCCGGACUUCCGGGCGCCUCUGCUGGAUCACGUGAAGUCCAUCACGGAGAUUGGCGCCGUGUCGCAGCAGAUCCUGGACGUGCUCGCGGGCAAUGUGGAGAAGGAGAGCGACAAGACGAAAGCCGACGAAGCUGAGCGCAGAGAUGAGCCGCGGCCGAUGGAAACUGACCAGCCACUUCCGCCGGGAGAGGAUUAGACAAUGCCCAAGAAUGUCGUGUGACUUUUCUUUCCUACUGAAUUAUUAAUUAAAAUCCAGGAAAAUUGUUAAACUUCUGUGUCUAUCUUUGUCCAGAAUUUUACUCAAAGCGCUUUCAGGAAGAUUUAGGACAGCUGAUCAGGAUUUACAGUGACU